CUAACCUCAACUCACUUAAAUAUUACUCCCCUUUGCCAAUUAUGAGGCUCUUCUUUCACAUUUUACUACUACUCUUGAUUCAAUCACCUCCGGCCUCCACUCAUAACUACCAUGAUGCACUGACCAAAUCCAUCUUAUUUUUUGAGGGGCAGCGGUCCGGCCGGCUGCAGUCCGACCAGCGAGCCACGUGGCGGGGGGACUCCGGGCUGUCGGAUGGCUCGGAGGCCGGCGUCGACCUCCAGGGUGGUUACUACGACGCCGGCGACAAUGUCAAGUUCGGCUUCCCGAUGGCCUUCACCACCACAAUGCUGUCUUGGAGCGUGAUCGAGUUCGCCGACGCCAUGCCUUCCGACGACCUCUGGAAUGCCGCCGUCGCCAUCCGGUGGGCCACCGACUACCUCCUUAAAACCAUCUCCCAGCCAGGCCGUAUCUUUGUUCAGGUAGGCAAUCCGAUAAGCGAUCAUAACUGUUGGGAGAGGCCGGAGGACAUGGACACGGCGAGGACGGUGUACAACGUGAGUGCGGAGAGACCGGGGUCCGAGGUGGCCGGCGAGACGGCGGCGGCAUUAGCGGCGGCGUCGAUGGUUUUCCGGUCUCUUGACCCGGGCUACUCGCAGAAACUGCUGGAGAACGCAAUGCGGGUGUUCGAGUUCGCAGACAACUACAGAGGGGCCUACAGCGAUGACCCGGGACUCAGAGCUGGUGUCUGCCCUUACUACUGUGAUUUUGAUGGAUACCAGGAUGAGUUGCUGUGGGGAGCAGCAUGGCUAAGGAGAGCCUCACAAAAUGAUACCUUCCUUAAUUACAUACAAGAUAAUGGCAAAACGCUUGGAGCAGAUGACAACAUCAAUGAGUUUGGAUGGGACAACAAGCAUGCCGGCCUCAAUGUUCUUGUCUCCAAGGAAUAUAUGGAAGGGCAAGUACUCUCUCUUGAGUCCUAUAAGGAGUCUGCAGACAGUUUUAUGUGCACACUAAUACCAGAAUCCUCAUCAUCGCACAUUCAAUACACACCUGGAGGACUCAUAUACAAACCAGGAGGGAGCAACAUGCAACAUGUGACCUCCAUCGCCUUCCUUCUACUUGCCUACGCCAAUUACCUCUCAAAAUCAUCACAAACUGUUAAUUGUGGUAGCAUCACAGUCGGACCGGCAUCCCUCCGGCUUCAAGCCAAAAAACAGAUUGAUUAUCUCUUAGGGGACAAUCCAAUGAAUAUGUCCUAUAUGGUGGGAUAUGGAACACGGUAUCCACAACGGAUCCAUCACCGAGGUUCUUCUUUACCGGCGAUACGUGAGCAUCCUCAGUUCAUUGCGUGCAAGGAAGGGUCCAUUUACUUCAACUCCACCAACCCUAACCCUAAUCCUUUAAUUGGAGCAGUGGUUGGUGGGCCGGGAGAAGAUGAUGUUUAUGAGGAUGAUCGUGCCGACUUCCGUAAAUCAGAGCCAACUACUUACAUUAAUGCUCCAUUAGUUGGAGUUCUUGCCUAUUUUGUGGCAAACCCUAACCUAAGCGAUCACCUUAGCUAAAUAUGAGUUUUCACAUGUACAUAUGAUGGCAAUAUAGAUAGAAGAUUGGAUUGAGAAAAGCAAGCCCACGAGGGAUUUGAUUGAGGGGUAUUACUACCAUACAUGCCGAUGUUUCCUUUUUCUCUUUUUGAAACCAUACCGUCCAAAAGGAUUCUCAGCAAAAAUAUGGUUUUUCUUGUUUUGUUUUUUGUGUAACAAUUAAAGUAUGUUAUUUAUGAAAGUGCAUAUAGAAUGGGUCAUGGUUUUGUU
Molecule: messenger RNA, 1772 nt
Organism: Elaeis guineensis (African oil palm)
Lineage: Eukaryota; Viridiplantae; Streptophyta; Magnoliopsida; Arecales; Arecaceae
Product: endoglucanase 23
Biological process (GO): carbohydrate metabolic process
Molecular function (GO): hydrolase activity, hydrolyzing O-glycosyl compounds
Source: RefSeq, a predicted model, not a curated record